CGGGCUGGCCCUGGAGACCUCUGCGCGCUUCCUCUGCUCGGCAGAAGUUCGGCUCCGGGAGGCGGCAGGCGAGGGACCUCUUGGCGCUCCCGCGGAUGGCCGUCUUCUUCGGCAUGCGCGAGUGGCCUGGGCUGUGGGAGGCGAGCCUUCGCCGGCCGCUCACCGCCAUGGACGAGGCCCUCUGGGGCCGGCGCAACGCCCUCUGGCGGGCCGGGAUCCGCGAGCAGAGCCCUGGGGGCGCGUUCUGGCGGGGCGGCGUCGACGUCCAGUGCGACCUGGCCGAGCUCGGCGGCCAGUGCCCGCCGCUCGGCAUCGUCGCGGGAUGGUUCGACGUCUUCGUCCGCCAGGCCCUGGACGACUUCCAGGCGGCGCAGGCCCAGGUGCCUGGCCGCGCGCAGCUCACUGUGUGCGGCGCCGGGCACCUGGGCCUGUCCAUGCGGUACGGGCAGCUGGUGCUCCACGAGACGCUCGCGCUGUACGACGAGUGCCUCCGCGGGAUGGACCGGGCCGUGGCGAGGAGCCGCCUGGGGCUGCCCGACCGCCGGGCCGUGCGGCUGGAGCUGGUCGGGGCGCCUGCCGGGCAGAACUGGCUGGAGUGCGACGCGUGGCCGCCCGAGCCUGCCGAGACCAUGGGGUGGUUCGUCGCGGGCGGCUCGGGGCAUGGCCAGCUGGCCCUCGCCGAGCCCCCGGGCGAGGGCUCGCUGGAGUACGUGUACGACCCCGGCAGCCCCACCCCCUACGAGGGGGGCGGCUGGCUGAACUUGCGGAAGGAGGGCCAGCGCGACCAGUCCAGCCUCGAGUGCAGGGCCGACGUGCUCGUGUGCAGCUCCCCCGAGCUGGAGGAUUCGAUCGACGUCGUGGGCGAGGUGCGAGCCGAUACUCAUCUUCGUCUCGUCCUCGGCCGCGGAGUGCGAUUUCCUGGUGCGCCUGUGCGUGGUGCCAGCGGCGUCGUCGCUGCCGUGGCGGCCGCGCUGGCUCUCGAGCGGUCCGGAGGCUUCACUGUCCAUCAUGGAGGGGCUGUCCAGGGUCCGGUUUGGCGACUCGCCAGCGGUCGUCGAGGAGGUUCGCAGAGUGGAGGUGGACCUGGGGCCCAUCGCGUACCGCUUCCAGCGCGGCGAGCGUAUCCGGAUACACAUCUCGGCAUCUGCUCCGCGGCGCAUCCGCGCGCGCUGCGGCACCCGCUCUCCGCGGACGACUGGCUCGCUGGCGACGGCGCCGUCGGGCCGCCCGCCAGGCAGAGGGUGCACUUCGGCGCAGGCAGGCCUUCGGCACUGUGGCUGCCGCUGCGCGGGCCGUCCCUCGUGGUGGCGGAAGGCGCCUCGCGAUUCGACGGCCCAGCGCCGCCCGGCGAGCGGAGCGGCGUGGUGGCCCUACCAGGCGCUUCGUGGCCGUGACGAGAAGAUAUGUCCUCCUCCCCGAAGUCCUCGCGCCGUGAAAAUAAAAAAACUACCCCGAAGGGAAAGAGAACAGGUAUGCUUGCAUGGGGU
Prorocentrum cordatum is the source of this 1487-nucleotide messenger RNA. The record is from the annotation of a GenBank genome assembly. Lineage: Eukaryota; Dinophyceae; Prorocentrales; Prorocentraceae.